Messenger RNA from Choloepus didactylus (southern two-toed sloth), 2218 nucleotides. RefSeq names its product Rho family GTPase 2 (gene RND2). Gene Ontology annotation, biological process: small GTPase-mediated signal transduction. Gene Ontology annotation, molecular function: GTPase activity; GTP binding. The record is from RefSeq and is a predicted model, not a curated record. Bases 45 to 890 code for a protein of 281 amino acids. NCBI's taxonomy places the organism in Eukaryota, Metazoa, Chordata, Mammalia, Pilosa, Megalonychidae. The transcript has 6 exons.
CCCGGGAGGGGUGCGGCGCGGGGGGCGGUCCCGUAGCCCGGACCAUGGAGGGGCAGAGCGGCCGCUGCAAGAUCGUGGUGGUGGGGGACGCGGAGUGCGGCAAGACGGCGCUGCUGCAGGUGUUCGCCAAGGACGCCUACCCAGGGAGUUAUGUCCCCACUGUGUUUGAGAACUACACCGCGAGCUUUGAGAUUGACAAGCGCCGCAUUGAACUCAACAUGUGGGACACUUCAGGUUCCUCUUACUAUGAUAACGUCCGGCCUCUGGCCUAUCCUGACUCGGAUGCUGUGCUCAUCUGCUUCGACAUUAGCCGGCCAGAAACACUGGACAGUGUUCUCAAGAAGUGGCAGGGGGAGACUCAGGAGUUUUGCCCCAAUGCCAAGGUUGUGCUGGUUGGCUGUAAACUGGACAUGCGCACCGACCUGGCCACGCUGAGGGAGCUGUCCAAGCAGAGGCUUAUCCCUGUUACACAUGAGCAGGGCAGCGUGCUGGCCAAGCAGGUGGGGGCUGUGUCCUAUGUUGAGUGCUCCUCCCGGUCCUCUGAGCGCAGCGUCAGGGAUGUCUUCCAUGUGGCCACAGUGGCCUCCCUUGGCCGUGGCCACCGGCAGCUGCGCCGUACUGACUCACGCCGGGGACUGCAGCGGUCCACUCAGCUGUCAGGACGGCCGGACCGGGGGAAUGAGGGAGAGAUGCACAAGGAUCGAGCCAAGAGCUGCAACCUCAUUGACAUUCUGCCCCAGGAACCAUCCCUGGACCUCCCCUCCCCCAGCCUCUGCCAGCUCUUCCAGACAUACUCUCGGAGAGAUCACAGACCUUACCCUCCAGUCUGCUGGGAUCCCACCCUCAUUUGCAGCCCAUCCCUCCUCAUUCAUUCAGCAAAUACAUACUAAGGACCAACUGUGUGCCAGACACUGACUUGGGAGAUUGAGAGGAAGGACCAGUCUCUGCGCUUUGGAAGCCAGACCGGUGGGAAGAAAGGUAGCCCAGGUGUGUUGGUGGCUUGAUGGAAAGAUGGAUGUUCAAGGUGCUGCAAGCUCCUGACAGCUUGGGAGGGCAGUAUUCUGAGCCAGGUCCUGAGGGUUGAAGGGGAGUUCGUCAGGUAGAGAAGGGUUAGGAAAGCCACUCCAGGCAGAGAGUUCAGCAUGUGCAAACACAUGGAGAUGAGAAAGAGCGUGAGACAUUUGGGGCUCCCAUGGAAGGGAGAGAACAGGAGACAAGGCUUGAAAGUUUCAUUGUGGUCCCUGCAGGGCCCACAAAGGAGCCAGGAUUUCAUCCUGAGGAUGUGAGGAGCUACCAGGGAUUUCAAGCAGAGAAUGAAGGGGUCAGAUUGGUGUUUUGGAUGGACAGUUAGCUGGAUGUGGUAUUGGGGGCUGGGGACUUGGCUCUGAAAUGUUUCAUUUUAAAUAGUUUCUCCUCUCCCUCUGCCAGGCCCCAGUCUUGAAAGGAAAGGAACUUCCAACCCCCUUGCUGGCUCAGCCGAUGCAGCUCUCCCACCCCUUCCCACUGACUGCUGUCCUCAUCUCUCAGCAAAUCUCCCCAAGCAUCCUGGGACAGCUUCAAGGGCACUGGGCCUUAAACUAGCCCCGCAGACCACCCCUCAACCUGAGACCUGGUGAAGGGCUGAUACCAAGACCCUCCCCAGGGACCCUGAGCCCUGGGCUGAGGGUGCUGGAGAGAGGUGGAGGUGCAGCUCUUGGGCCCAGCUAGGUGGGUCCCCAUUUGGUCCCAGAGGGCUCUUUCCCCCACAGGAACCUGUGGACACUCGGCAUUCAUAGCCAUGUGGCUCAUCCACUUUGGACUUGGGUACUGAAACCACCAAAGUGCAGGGUGUUUGUGUCCCUUCUCUUCUCCCAACCUCUCUCUCCUGCCAUUUGCACUCAGGGAAUGCAAAAGCAUUUCAAUAUCUGCCUAAAGCAAACAUAAUUAGGAAGAUAAAUCAGGAACUCUCAAAGUUUAAUACAUUUAUAACACCACCAGGAACGGAUUUUGGUCCUCUCUGCCAGACAUUUUAUUUCAGGGGGAGGGGGCAUGCCUCUGGGUUGAGGGGCCCAAUGAGUGGGAGGAGGGACUGGGGCUGUUCUUUGAUCCUCAAAGGCUGAAGGGAGGAGGACCUUACCCUCCCCACCCCCACCCCAGAUGCAGGAGUCAGACCCAGCUUCCCCCUCUGCAGCUGUUUCCCCCACAAAUUAGAUGCCCACAUGGGAAACAAUGUAGCCUC